CUCCGCCCUUCUCAGGGGGACGCGUCUAGGUCUGGGCAGCGUCCGCCGCGGCGGCGCUCUGAAAGGGGACGGACAGCCAAGGCCCUCCCCGGGCUCGACUGCGUCCUUGUCCCGGUCACCGCCCUCGAGGCGGGCCUGCCUCCUGAAGAGGGAUGCGGGUAAGGCACGUCCCCGUCCGUUCCUUGGCUCGCAGCGCUGGAAAGCCGGGCCCAAGACGCACCGCUGUCGGGCGGUGUCCAGAACAAGCUCUGUAACCAGGAUCGGGCGCCUUAACGUUGUUCCUACCACACCCACACUGCUUGCUCUGGAAUCUCCCGCACACAGCGCCAGGCACUGCACUUGGUGCCAGCUGAAAAUGUGUGUCUAAAAUGCAAGCUCAGCUGAGCAGAAACCUUAGGACAGCCUCGCCCUGUCCUCUAAAAUUGGAUCAUGAAGGUAUUUGAAAAAAAUUAUUUCUGGAUGUUGCUUCCACUUCUUCGCUUGAUAGCAGAUGCUGCGGAACAUGAAGAGGUAGCAAAACAUGCCAUCAAAUUACACCGAGGCAGAGCGGCAGCCACCACUCAGAGGAGGCAGUGGGUCCUCGACAGCUGCAGAAAGCUCUCCGGGCUUCUUCGCCAAAAGGCGGUGGUUCUUAACAAGCUGAAAAGUGCAAUCAGAGCGGUAGAAAAAGACGUUAGCCUGUCAGAUGAGGAGAAACUGUUUCAGGUGCACACAUUUGAAAUUUUCCAAAAAGAGCUGAAUGAAAGUGAAAAUUCAGUGUUCCAAGCCAUCUACGGACUGCAGAGAGCCCUGCAGGGAGAUUACAGGGAUGUCGUGAACAUGAAGGAGAGCAGCAGGCAGCGCCUGGAGGCCCUGAGGGAGGCCGCGAUAAAGGAAGAAACAGAGUAUGUGGAACUUCUGGCAGCGGAAAAACACCAAGCCGAGGCCCUCAAAAAUAUGCAACAUCAAAACAAAAGUUUAUCCAUGCUUGACGAAAUUCUUGAAGACGUGAGAAAGGCAGCCGACCGACUAGAGGAAGAAAUAGAAGAGCAUGCUUUUGAUGACAAUAAAUCAGUGAAAGGGGUCAACUUUGAGGCAGUUCUCAGAGUGGAGGAGGAGGAGGCCAACUCCAAGCAAAACCUCACCAGGCGGGAGGUGGAGGACGACUUGGGCCUCAGCAUGCUGAUCGACUCGCAGAACAACCGGUACAUCCUGACCAAGCCCCGGGACGCGACGAUCCCGCGUGCGGACCACCACUUCCUCAAGGACAUCGUUACCAUAGGGAUGCUGUCUUUACCUUGCGGCUGGCUGUGCACAGCAGUCGGGCUGCCCACGAUGUUUGGUUAUAUCGUUUGCGGCGUACUUCUGGGCCCGUCAGGACUCAACAGUAUCAAGUCUGUUGUGCAGGUGGAGACCUUAGGAGAGGUUGGCGUGUUCUUUACUCUGUUUCUUGUGGGCCUGGAGUUCUCCCCAGAAAGGCUGAGGAAGCAGGUGACGUGGACUACAGCGCGGUGCUGCUGGGGAUGCUCGUGGUGCAGGACGUGCAGCUGGGCCUGUUCAUCGCCGGCCUGCCCACCCUCAUCCAGGCCGGGGCCGGCGCCUACUCCAGUCUGCUGCUGGCGACAAAUUCUCCUCGUUUUGCUUCCACCGAGAAGAUGUUCUCCUCCACCGUCCUGGAGGACAUUGUUACAGGACACGGAUUGUGCGGGGCGGUCCUCUCCUUCCAGCACUUGGGGAGCUGCUGCCUCUCUCGGGCCACUGAUGGCUUCAGUGGGAAAUUGUGUUUCUCUAAACGCAGGAUAUGGAGAAUUACUUACCAUUGUCAUGGAGACUCUGCGGAUCCUGGCCUUGGUUGGUCAGAUUCUUUUCUCGCUGGCUGCUGCUUUUCUUCUGUGUCUUGUUAUAAAGACUUACCUCAUUGGACCAUAUUAUCGGAAACUGCAUAUGGAGAGCAAAGGGAACAAAGAAAUCCUUAUCUUAGGAAUCUCUGCUUUCAUCUUUUUAAUGUUAACGGUCACGGAGCUGCUGGACGUGUCCAUGGAGCUGGGCUGCUUCCUGGCCGGAGCGCUCAUCUCUUCCCAGGGCCACAUGGUCACCGAGGAGAUCGUGUCUUACAUGGAGCCCAUCCGUGACUUCCUGGUCAUCAUUUUCUUCGCCUCCAUAGGACUGCACGUGUUCCCCACGUUUGUGGCGUACGAGCUCAGCGUCCUGAUGGUCCUCACGCUGUCGGUGGUGACCAUGAAGUUUGCCCUGGCAGCCCUGGUCUUGUCUGUCCUCCUGCCGAAGAGCAGCCAGUACAUCAAGUGGAUCGUGGCUGCGGGGCUGGCGCAGGUCAGCGAGCUGUCCUUUGUCUUGGGGAGCAGAGCGCGCAGAGCUGGCAUCAUUUCUCGGGAGGUGUACCUCCUGAUCCUGAGCGUGACCACCCUCAGCCUCCUGCUGGCCCCGGUCCUGUGGAGAGCCGCCAUCGCCAGGUGUGUGCCUCGGCCGGAGAGGCGGUCGAGCCUCUGAGGCACCGACGCCCGCGCGGGACGUGCACUCUUGGGACACGUCCAGGGCCGCACGUCCUGUGAGCCCCUUGCCUCGGACAGAGCGCUCCGCGGAGGGGCUGCCGUGCGCCCAGCCUGACGCUCGCUGUUCCUGCUUAGCCCCGGGUCGUCCAGACCAGGCUGGUGCGUUCAGCGACCACGUCCAGUACGUAACGCUGCAUUCUGCGGGUCCCCCUGACUUCUGCCUGGAUGUGCCUUUUUUUCGGAAGUCAAUGUUCACUCUAUUGUUAACUCAUCCGUUCGUCAUCAGUUCAUGAUUUUCUGGUAAAAAAAAUCAGAAAGGUUUUUAUUUAUUCAAUUUUUGUGUUAUCAUCUGGUCAAUGUUUGUUAUUAAACAUCUCUGUGAUGUGCAGUUUUAAUUUUGGCAGUGAGUUUAGAAAGUCAGUUUAAUCCUUACUGCCUGUGUUUUCUAAAUUGACAAAGACCUUCUAAAUGUCUAUUUGUUUUUAUUAUAAUUUUAAAUAAAACACUCAUCAAUUUUUUAAUUAGGAAUAUCAUUCUUUUAAAAUAUUUGUUUUGAAUCACAAGAAUAUGCAUGCUUUAAUAAAGAUUAUUUAUGAUCAGAGUAA
Suricata suricatta (meerkat) is the source of this 3094-nucleotide messenger RNA. It is a transcript of the gene SLC9D1, whose product is annotated as transmembrane and coiled-coil domains 3. The record is from RefSeq and is a predicted model, not a curated record. Gene Ontology annotation, biological process: proton transmembrane transport; potassium ion transmembrane transport. Gene Ontology annotation, cellular component: membrane. Gene Ontology annotation, molecular function: potassium:proton antiporter activity. Lineage: Eukaryota; Metazoa; Chordata; Mammalia; Carnivora; Herpestidae. The transcript has 14 exons. The coding region runs from base 430 to 2487 and encodes 685 amino acids.